Cryptomeria japonica (Japanese cedar) is the source of this 606-nucleotide messenger RNA. Its product is annotated as protein DMP4-like. Gene Ontology annotation, biological process: endomembrane system organization. The coding region runs from base 1 to 606 and encodes 201 amino acids. NCBI's taxonomy places the organism in Eukaryota, Viridiplantae, Streptophyta, Pinopsida, Cupressales, Cupressaceae. The record is from RefSeq and is a predicted model, not a curated record. The transcript has a single exon.
AUGGGUCAAUCUCAGGGCAAGGCCAAGGGAAAUGAAGAACUUCUACUUACUUCUUCUACAACAACGACCACUUCAACGGAGGGGAAUUAUAUAUUGUCAACAGCAUCUAAACGUUCAAACUCGUUGCCCUCUGGAGUUCUGUUUGUGUUGCAGGCUCUUUCUAAUCUAAUCACCAAUAAUGGAGAAUGUGGGAAAUCCAAUCACAUUUUGGUAGGAGUUGUUUUGGGUAUUCUUGGAAUCUUAUGCUUUGUUUUAUCUUUGACUGAUACCUUCAAAGAUGCGACAACAGGUAAAGUGCACUGUGGGAUUGCCACCAUUAAUGGUAUAGCCACUGGUAAUAAAGUUAAGCCUGCUAAUAAAUCCAAGUAUAGGCUUAAAAUGAAGGAUUUGGUGCAUGCAGCUGUGGCUCUUGUGGUGUUCUCUGUAAUGGCUCUCACAAACCAAAAUAUUGUUCUGUGUUUGUACCCCUCUGCUCAAAGCAGCAUAAAUAAGGUGUUGCAGGCUGUUCCCAUCGUUGUGAUUGGUGUAAGCAGUGUGAUUGUUGUUCUAGUACCUUCCAAGCGAAAUGGAAUCACUAGUCUUGUUACAACUGGUGCUAGCACUUAA